Molecule: messenger RNA, 4956 nt
Organism: Carassius gibelio (silver crucian carp)
Lineage: Eukaryota; Metazoa; Chordata; Actinopteri; Cypriniformes; Cyprinidae
Product: ubiquitin-conjugating enzyme E2Q-like protein 1
Exons: 2
Coding region: 324-1148 (274 amino acids)
Source: RefSeq, a predicted model, not a curated record
ACUUGACGGAAAACUGGUGUGAAGAAAAAAUAAGUCGUGUCGGACCCCUGAUUACUCAUUCAGUCCAGGUACAGCGGAAGUCAACCGACCUGUGGUGCUCCGCUCGCGUUACUCUUGUUUGCGUGCGCCAGAAUUAUUUCGGGAAGCCCUAUCGCUGUGUCGUGCCUCAUUGGGAAUAAGAGAGGAGAGGGAUGCAUAUUAAAUAAGCGCUCUUGUGUUUCAGUGCACUCGCGCGGGGGAAUGAUGCAUUGAGGACGGGCUGCUCUGCGGGCGUUUUAUCUACCGAGCUCCGUUACACCUAACGCGAACGGCGAGGCAUCUCAAUGGCUACUCUUUUGCGAAAAAUCGGGCUCAUUCGCCUACACGACCGAGACACGGAGGACCCGAAGCAUCACCACCAGGGCUCACUGAAAGGGACUAAAGGCAACCAGAAGAACAACAACAUGAAGCACUGCAACACCAGCAACGAGACCAACAACAUCCUCAGCACGCCCGAAAUCAAAGCCAGGCGCUUCGACGUGUCCGGUAAGGACAAGCCCGCCGUCAAACCGGACAAACCGAGCAAGGACGCGAAAGAGAAGGAGCAAACAGGAGGCGGCUCCGUGAUGCCCCCGCCGGCGGCGCACCGACAGCACUGCACCCAGGUGCGGACGCGGAGGCUGAUGAAGGAGCUGCAGGACAUCCGGCGGCUCGGAGACAGCUUCAUCACGGUGGAGCUGGCGGACGAUAACCUCUUUGACUGGAAUGUGAAGCUGCAUCAGGUAGACAAGGACUCCGCGCUGUGGCAGGACAUGAAGGAGACCAACACCGAGUACAUACUGCUGAAUGUCACCUUCCCCGACAAUUUCCCCUUCUCCCCGCCGUUCAUGCGCGUACUGACGCCGCGGCUGGAGAACGGGUACGUGCUGGACGGCGGCGCGAUCUGCAUGGAGUUAUUAACGCCCCGAGGCUGGUCGAGCGCGUACACCGUCGAGGCCGUGAUGAGGCAGUUCGCUGCCAGUCUGGUCAAAGGACAGGGUCGUAUCUGCAGGAAAGCAGGCAAGUCUAAGAAGUCCUUUAGUCGCAAGGAAGCCGAGGCCACCUUCAAGAGCCUUGUCAAGACCCACGAGAAGUACGGCUGGGUGUCCCCUCCCGUGUCCGACGGCUGAUGUCAGCGUCUUCAACGACGAUCCCGACAUGGCUUUUUCAGUUGGGUUUUCUUCUCUUUCAUCAUCAAACUUAACUACGAAAAAAACAAGCUAGCGCAUCAUAUCUUACACACAAACGUGGCACAUUCACCUCCACUCUUCUUCAUCGAGGUGCCAUGGACCGAACACUCGCUGUGACAUCACAAUUACUCAUGAGUGGUCAUCACUACAGCUAUGGACUCUGGGUACGAUUGAGGCUCCAAGCAAAGUUAAAUGUGCACCAUCUCCACUCUAUAUCCUUGUCUAUCUGUCUGUGUUCCCUCCUGUUUUUCCUCCACCCAUCCCUCUUUCCUUUUAUAGCUGACAAUGCUUUGCUCUGAGCAGCAUCAGACUUGCCCCCAUUUACAUGCAAAUCGCUUAAUAGAUAAGCAGAUCAUUACACUACAUUUGAGGUUCAGUUUCUCUGGUUUCCUCCUCCAUUGGCUGUGCAGUUUUUCACGGUUGGAUGCAAAAUGAUGAUUGUAAUUUAUGUAGAGCUGUGCUCUUUUUAUUCCGUAUGCGUGGCAAAAUGUAGACAUCACCGUGUUGCGUAGAUGGUCAUCGAUUUCCAAUGGAGAAAAAAAUACUCUAGGGCUUUGUUCAGACAGGCAGCGGAUAUCUGAUUCUUUUUUUUUGCCACAUCCGACUCCAAUUUAAUUGUCAACUCAAAGUCUGAACAGAUAUGUGGUUUGGAAUCCAACAUUUUAAGAUCUGAAUCAAUCGUUUUAGCUAAUUUUUUCUCCGCUGUUUGAUUCUUACUGUGUUGGAUAUUGAACAAGUGCACGAGUCAGCAGUUGUGGACGCCACACCGCCAUGAGAUUUCAUGAUAGACAGCGAGCAGAAGCAAAAUUCCCAGUUUUCGGUCCUCUCUUUCCACACUGACAGCUGCUCUCGGUUGUUUUAUAAGAAAGUCUGGCAUCGUGCUGACGCUUGCAUCACGACUAUGGCAACCAAAGGAGACACAUCGGAUCUCGACUACACAGUCUGAACAAACACACCACUUACAAAACGGAUUGAUAUGCAGUGUGAACAAAGCCCUCAUUGCUUCUGUUGGUCAUUCUAUUAUUUGUUUUAGGGGAAGACCAAAAGCUCUUAAUUCUGAUGAUUUAGAUACCAGAUGGCAUUAACGGAUGUCAACGUCCCAAUGGGAUCUUAGUAUUGGCGAGAGAGAGGGAUGUGACAGACAUGGUGAUGUUUGCACACGGGAUGUUGAGCGUUUGUCCCCAUGGAGCACCGAGCGACAGGAUAAUUCAUAUCGCGCAGACCUGAACCAUUGUUAACACCGAUGUAAAGAUAGUAACUUAACUUGGCACCUUCACAUGCUGAUGCCCCCAAACACGAUCAAACAUCAAUUGUAGCGAUUCGCUUGCUACCAUUUUGGCUCAUAAAUUGGUAUGCUCAUGGUUGUGGGCCUGAUUCCUCCACCUUGCGCUGACUCUGCAUCACUGUGCUGAUUAAUACUAGUCUAGAACAACAGGACAAAAUGGACAGCGGCCCAAGAAAUAAGAUCUCAAGACUGUAAACGUUGCUCUCGAAUUGCAAAAAAUCAAAGCGCAAGCUCUGUUACGGACUCUGGUAGCUGGUGCCGCCACUGUUGACGAGAGCCAGAUGAAGAAGGACAGAGGUGGGAAGAGAGCGAGACCCUGAGGGGGCGACUCCUUUAUUCUCAAACCUUGAGGAAUGAGGGCGUCUCGUUUAGUUGCCUGAUUGAUGCUCCGAGAGAGCCGAAGCUCGACGCCUUGAUGUUUAUUGACUUCUCCUUCAGAUGUCAGUGUGAAUCCAGAAUGCCUCAGACUGCAUCUUGUGAGCGAUGAGAUGUAGAAGAGCUCUGUUUAUUUAAGUCCCCACCUGAGCCAUGGCGCUGUCCACAUGGUGUGUUAAAUACAAGUGACAUGAUAGCCGAAAAGGCUCCAUUGAACAUUGGGCGUUUUAAUGGAAUAAUUCACCAUAAUUCUGUCAUUUUCUUACAUGUAUGGCGUUAUAUAUUUGCUGAAACACAAAUGGAAAACACUGGGGUGUGUACUAGAUGCUGUUUUCCAUUAUUUUGUUGAUCUUAAAAAUAGUCUUCUGGAGACGUACAACAAGGAAAAACCAAAAAUUAAGAAAAGUUUGAGCGGAUUCAAAUAGGGCGCAUUUAAACUCCAGUGAUUUUUGAUGUCUGUGGCAUUUUUAGUCAUUGACAUGAUUCAUCCUUGUUGAUUUUGAAGUAUGAAUAUGUGGAAAGGUAAAUAAGAGUUAGGGUGAAGAUAAUACAAGAUCCCACCUUUAUGGGAUUUUGUUGGCCACUCUAUGUUCUCGUCAGAAGUGUAAAAUAAUGUGCAUGUGACACCAACAUUAUACUUUUAUGGUGCAUUUUUUGUCAUUUUGGAGCUUGACAGCUUUAAUUAUAUGGAAAAGAGCAGCAAUUACAUUCUUCAGAAUACCUCCUUUUUUGUUUUAUAGGAAAAUGUCAGUCAUACAUGUUCGGGUGCAAAAAAACUGUGACAGAUUUUUCAUUUCUGAGUGAAUUAUUCCCUAAACAUGAUGCUUCAAGGUGGGAAGAAUCAGAUUUCCUUGUUGUGAGGAUGCGUUUCAUAUGAUAUUUUCAGGAUAUUCUUCUUCAUACAUGGAAAGAGCAUGUGCCAAAAGCUUAAUGCACAUUGUCCCCAUAUCCUUGUGUGUAACUGCUGUGCUUUCAGUAGAAAGAAGAUUUUAAAUGUCACAUGAGAAGCUGCUAAUUAAUAUGGCAUUUGAACAACAACAAAAAUGAUGAAGACACUGAUGUAUAAAUGAUAAAACCAGAAAUGUUGAUGCCUUGAUGGUGGAUAAAGAGGAAACAACACUGUUAACCCCUCAUUGAUAUUUAUUUCUGUCUAGUACAUGUAGCUUUUUGUGUUAUUGAUAUUAAGGUUAUCCAGUACAAUGAAUGGUGAGUGUGCAGUGCUUCAAAACAUUUUGCUGUAUACUGUGAUCGUUUAAUCCUGGUCAUCCAAAUGAAAUACACGUUGAUCACCGGAGAACCUGUAAUUCAUGUUCGCAUCACUGCAGCCAUUGUAAAAUUAUUGUAGAUUUCUGUGUCUGGUUGGAAAUGGUAUCUCUUAUCACGACUGAAGUGCAUUUGGUCUUCUCUAGACUUUGUUUGGACAUUAUUAAAAAGUGGUCGUGUGUUUUCCUAUUUAGCGAGAGGAGAUACUAUACCAAGGACUUAUUAUAACCAGUCAAAAAUAUCGCGAAAUUGGAUGUUUUCCAGUUUAAAGCAUAAUUUUGUGAUAUAGUUUAGAUCAGUAGUUUGCAGAAACUAACUAACAGAGUUAAUCGUCCAAACGAGUGAGAUGAUUCUGUUGUAUUAUAUCUGCAUGUGGUCUGUGAUUGUUAGCUAGCUAACUUGUUUUCUUUUUCUUUUCUUUUAAAGCAAGAAAGUAAUGGAAAAAGAGCAGAAGCCGCUUCUUUGUAUUUUUGUUUGUUUGUUUCAGUUCGUCCUAAUUUUCUUUGUUAAUGUCCUUUAAAUGUCAAAUUAUGUUCUAUGUAUGUGUUUUAAUUUAUUUUUUGUAGUUUGCCAAAAUGACGAUUUUGAAGCAUGUUGCAGGCAUUGUCACUGAUGAUAAAAAGAGAAAGAAAAAUAAAUGAAAAAAAAAAAAAAAAAAUCUAAUAUAUGUACCUGAAUUGAAAGGAGUCUGGUAUAUGUAGUGAUCUCAGGCUUUCAUGGGGUGAAAGGUCAAACUAAGACAAUGUGUCAUGCCAGGUUGUGGUCAGAUCAAAACCAAACAGGAAUGUGCAAUAAAGGCUGUAGGCUAAUUCCACCCUGGAACAA